AACUUUGUGAAUUACGCAGCCAAACAUCCAGCCAAAACCACAGAAGGAAGGAUCAGAAAGUGAACAGUUUUGGAGCUUGCUUGGGGGUAAAUCUGAAUACCCAAGUCAAAGCAUGACAAGAGAACCAGAAAGUGAUCCUCACCUAUUUUCUUGUACCUUUUCAGACGGCAAUUUAAAGGUUUCAGAAAUACACAAUUUUACUCAGGAUGAUUUGAUGGCCGAGGAUGUAUUCAUUUUAUAUUGUCAUUCUGACAUCUUUGUUUGGGUAGGCCAGCAGGUGGAUGCAAGGACACGAUUGCAAGCUUUGAAUAUUGGAGAGAAAUUCCUUGAGUAUGAUUUUCUGAUGGAAAAUUUAUCAAAAGAAACACCUGUUUUUCUUGUCAUGGAAGGAAGCGAACCUUCUUUUUUUACUCGUUUUUUCAGCUGGGAUUUUGCAAAAUCAGCUAUGCAUGGUAAUUCAUUCCAACGGAAGCUUUCUAUAUUGAAGAAUGGGCUAGCUCCAAUAUUGCUAGAUAAGUCCAAACGGCGAACUCCGACAACGCACGUUGGGAGGUCUAGUUUACCAGACAAAUCUCAGCGCUCUCGAAGUACGUCGUUCAGUCCUGACCGGGUUCGGGUUCGAGGUAGAUCUCCCGCCUUCAAUGCAUUGGCUGCUACUUUUGAAAAUCCAAUUGCUCGGAACCUGUCAACCCCUCCCCCUGUUGUGAGAAAACUAUAUCCAAAAUCAGUGACGCCAGAUUCUCCUCCUACUGCUGCUCCCAAGGCAGCAGCUAUAGCGGCUCUCACGGCUUCCUUUGAACGCCCAACCCAAACUAUGAUUCCGAAGAUGACUAAAGCGAGCCCUGCUUCUGGCACAGCAAAACCUGAAACAAAUUCCAAGGAGAAUGUCAACGUAAUGAACAGUAGAAUUGAAUCGCCCACAAUACAGGAAGAUUUGAAGGAAGGAGAGGCUGAAGAUGAGCAAGGCCUCCCUAUUUUCCCCUAUGAACGUUUGAAAAUAACAUCCUCAAAUCCCGUUUCAGAAAUCGACAUAACCAAACGAGAGACCUAUCUGUCUUCAGCAGAAUUUAAGGAGAAAUUCGGCAUAACGAAGGAUGCUUUCUACAAGUUGCCCAAGUGGAAACAGAACAAGCUUAAAAUGGCUCUUCAUCUGUUCUGAGGAUCCUGGAUAAUUAAGCUCCGAAUAUGGUGCUAUUGCAUAUAUCUUAAAAAAACCUCUUUCUGCAUUUCUCAUACUCUUGCAAAAUCUGAUUAUUGGAUUUCUUUUACCGUUAAGCUUUUGGUCUCCACUGGUUCAGAGGAGCCAUAUUUAAUUGCGACGGGGAAUCGCGAGGGGACGGUGUCAGUGUGUUUUUAGCUGCAGCUGCUCCCAAUUAGUCUGGUGCUUUUAUUAUUAUUUAUUUUUAUUUUCUGAUGUUGAAUAUCAAGGGUUGUGUUUUUUGUGGUUAUUCUUUUCAUUGGAGCUUGGUUGUGAGCUUGUUUUUACUUUAUUUAACCAUUUUUUGUGUUCAGGGUUUUGCUGUUGUAUUAUAAUGGGGCUCUGGUUUGAGCUUGUUGUGAAGGGAUUAUGCGUUUGAGUGAGUGUAUGUAGUUGAGGAAACAAGUGUUGUACAGAUAAGUAUGUUAUAACCUAUGGUUGUAGGACUGCAAUAAAACUUUUUAUUUUGUUUUA
Messenger RNA from Phalaenopsis equestris, 1672 nucleotides. Its product is annotated as villin-3-like. Gene Ontology annotation, molecular function: actin filament binding. Lineage: Eukaryota; Viridiplantae; Streptophyta; Magnoliopsida; Asparagales; Orchidaceae. The transcript has 8 exons. Bases 113 to 1159 code for a protein of 348 amino acids. Gene Ontology annotation, biological process: cytoskeleton organization; actin filament severing. The record is from RefSeq and is a predicted model, not a curated record.